UCACUGCUCUCAGCACGGCCGGAGCCUCCAGGCUCAGCGCUCAGCCAUGGCUGGGGGGCGGGACGCAGCUCGUGCGGGAGCUCAGAGGUAGCAGGGAUCCUGGCCCAGGAGGUGUCAGCUCAGACCCAGCCUGCCCAGAGACGCCAGUUGGAACCUCAACUCUCUCCUCACCCAGCUCGCUCGCUCGUGCACGCUUGGACUCUGCCACAGGUUGCUGGGGCCGUUCGGGCUGUGGGGGAACCUGGACCAGACACACCCUGGCCCAGUAGGAUGCCCCCGUGUCCCCCCCAGCAGAGCAGGAACAGGUUGACACAGCUGCCCACUCCAGAGCUGGGCGAGAUGGAACUGACUUGGCAAGAGAUCAUGUCCAUCACCGAACUGCAGGGCCUAAAUGCUCCAAGUGAGCCAUCGUUUGAGCCCCAAGCCCCAGCCCCGUUCCCUGGACCCCUGCCCCCACCAGCUUACUGCCCCUGCUCCGUCCCCCCGGAUGCUGGCUUCUCCCUGCCCCCACCACCUUAUGAGCUCCCAGCACCCACAUCCCAUGUCCCAGAUGCCCCCUACCCCUACAACAACAUGGCCGGUCCAGUCUCCAAGCCACUGACCCUCUCAGGCCUGCUCAACGAGCCUCUCCCAGACCCCUUAGCCCUCCUGGACAUUGGGUUGCCUGCGGGGCCGCCCAAGCCCCAAGAAGACCCAGAAUCCGACUCGGGAUUAUCCCUCAACUACAGCGACGCCGAGUCUCUCGAGCUGGAGGGGACAGAGGCCGGCCGGCGGCGCGGCGAAUACGUGGAGAUGUACCCGGUGGAGUACCCCUACUCACUCGUGCCCAGCGCCUUGGUCCACUCCAGCUACACCUUGCCACCUGCCGAGGCCCCCUUGGCCCUAGAGCCCUCGUCAGGCCCUGUGCGGGCCAAGCCGAGCGCGCGCGGGGAGGCCGGGAGUCGGGAUGAGCGCCGGGCCCUGGCCAUGAAGAUCCCUUUCCCUACGGACAAGAUCGUCAACCUGCCGGUAGACGACUUUAACGAGCUGCUGGCGCGCUACCCGCUGACGGACAGCCAGCUGGCCUUGGUCCGGGACAUCCGCCGGCGGGGCAAGAACAAGGUGGCCGCCCAGAACUGUCGCAAGAGAAAGCUGGAGACCAUCGUGCAGCUGGAGAGGGAGCUGGAGCAGCUGGGCAGCGAGAGAGAGCGGCUUCUCAGGGCCCGAGGGGAGGCUGACCGGACCCUGGAGGUCAUGCGCCAACAGCUCACCGAGCUGUACCGGGACAUCUUCCAACACCUACGGGAUGAGUCAGGCAACAGCUACUCCCCAGAAGAGUAUGUGCUGCAACAGGCUGCCGAUGGUGCCAUCUUCCUGGUGCCCCGAGGGACCAAGGCGGAGGCCAAAGACUGAACUGGCUCAGGGUGGGGAGUGGGUGGGCUUGGUGAUGGGGAGUUCCUUCCCUUGUGAUAAAGGGACUCCCUGACCCCAGACCCAGAUAAAGCAGACUUAUUUAGACCGACAUGGGAACCCUGCUGUUCACUGAGGCUUGCCUUGGGGCGGCUCGUGUGGGGGUUGGGCCAGAACCUCUUUUGCCUGACCGCUCACCUCUGGCCCUUUCCCAGCU
Messenger RNA from Lepus europaeus (European hare), 1606 nucleotides. It is a transcript of the gene NFE2, whose product is annotated as nuclear factor, erythroid 2. The record is from RefSeq and is a predicted model, not a curated record. NCBI's taxonomy places the organism in Eukaryota, Metazoa, Chordata, Mammalia, Lagomorpha, Leporidae. Gene Ontology annotation, biological process: regulation of transcription by RNA polymerase II. Gene Ontology annotation, molecular function: RNA polymerase II cis-regulatory region sequence-specific DNA binding; DNA-binding transcription factor activity, RNA polymerase II-specific. The coding region runs from base 271 to 1392 and encodes 373 amino acids. Gene Ontology annotation, cellular component: nucleus. The transcript has 3 exons.